Molecule: messenger RNA, 2520 nt
Organism: Penicillium arizonense
Lineage: Eukaryota; Fungi; Ascomycota; Eurotiomycetes; Eurotiales; Aspergillaceae
Product: tRNA ligase
Exons: 1
Coding region: 1-2520 (839 amino acids)
Biological process (GO): tRNA splicing, via endonucleolytic cleavage and ligation
Cellular component (GO): nuclear inner membrane
Molecular function (GO): GTP-dependent polyribonucleotide 5'-hydroxyl-kinase activity; ATP binding; RNA ligase (ATP) activity
Source: RefSeq, a predicted model, not a curated record
AUGGCGACCCAAGAUCCCUCCCAGGUCGCACAAUUGGUGCGAGAUUUGGAAGAUGCACGCAAACAGUCCAAGAGCGAGCAAAAGCAAAGGUUCACCUGCAAGAAGGCAACAUUCACAGUCGCCGGUACCAACAAUGUGACUGUGGACUCGUGGAAGUUCCAAGACUGGGACUACAAGCGCGCUGGUCUCCCAACCUACGCCCGUGGUCUCUUUACCACCCGCCGGAAGGACGGCGUCCCCGAGAUCGCGACGCGCGGGUACGACAAGUUCUUCAAUAUCAACGAAACAACUAGCACCCAAUGGCACAACAUCGAGAAGCAUACCAAGGGUCCUUACGAACUUAGUGUGAAGGAGAAUGGAUGUAUUAUCUUCAUUUCCGCACUGGAAGAUGACAAACUUUUGGUCUGCAGCAAGCACUCCACUGGAGUUCGAGAGGACACCGACCAGAGCCACGCACAGGUCGGAGAGCGCUGGACAGAGCACCAUGUCUCGUCGGUUGGUCGAAAUGUCAAGGAGCUUGCACGUACCCUGCGUGAGAUGAAUGUCACAGCUGUUGGAGAGCUCUGUGAUGACAGCUUUGAGGAGCACGUUCUGGCCUACGAUGAGGCUGCGUCUGGUAUCUACCUUCACGGUCUCAACUACAACCAGCCGGGCUUCACUACAAUGUCUUCCUACAAGGUACACGAGUUUGCAGAUACAUGGGGUUUCAAAAAGGCCAAGUUUGAGGUAUUUGAUGAUAUUUUCCGAGUACGAUCCUUCCUUGAAGGAUGCGCCGAGACUGGUACUUGGGAUGGGCGUGAAACCGAAGGCUUUGUGAUUCGAUGCCAGCUCAGCGACAAUGGAACGGGGCCAUAUCGCGAUUGGUUCUUCAAGUACAAGUUCGAGGAGCCCUACUUGAUGUACCGCCAAUGGCGUGAAUGCACCAAAGCCGUUAUUGGAGGGAAACUUCCCAAGAUUAGAAAGCACGAACAGAUCACACAGGAGUAUCUACAGUUCGCCCGGAGGAAGCUUAUCAAGGACCCCAAUAUGGCCAAGGAGUAUCUUCACAACCACGGUAUCAUCUCAUUGCGCGAGGAGUUCUUGAAGGAGCGAGGACUGAAGGGAUCUGAGAUCAUUGCCAUGGAAGCACACGCAGAGGCGAAUUCAAAGGAUAUCUUCCGUAACAUUAUUCUUGCGCCUAUUGCCACUCUCGGAUGCGGAAAGACAACAGUCGCUCUCGCUUUGGUCAAGCUUUUCGGAUGGGGACAUGUUCAAAACGAUAACAUCCCCAAGCAAAAGAACAAGCCGAAGAAAUUCGCAUUUGAAGUCAGCGAAGCUCUGUCGAAUCACCCCGUUGUCAUCGCAGACCGCAACAACCACCAACGACGCGAACGCAAGCAGCUCAUGGAUGAUAUUUACCCUGUGCUCAACGAUGCCCAAUUUGUCGCUCUCCACUUCGUCCACGAGCCCAAGGGUCAGCUUCUGCCUAAGAUCAAGGAAGUCACUCGGAAACGAGUGCUGGAACGUGGCGACAAUCACCAGUCGAUCCGAGCCGGAACCAACUCCAAUCACGAGACCAUUGGAAUCAUGGAUGGCUUCCUCACCCGCUUCGAGGGAAUCGACACGACCCGCCAGCCCGACGAGAACUACGACCACGUCAUCGACCUCGACGUCUGUGCCUCGUCUCGCGAGAACCUCGAGACCGUCGUCAAAGCCCUCCAUACUGCCUAUCCCAAGGUAGUCCCGAAGGUGCCAACAUCUGAAGAACUCGACUCCGCAAUCAACGCCUCACUGAACGACUACCUCGUCGAGACAGACCUCAGCUACAGCUACGGCGGAACCCAGAAACAAAAGAACAAAAACAAGGCCCAAACUAUAGAGAACGUCCCCGGCCAAGGCGAAUCCCCGCUGUCCCCAACAACCCUCUCCAAGAAAAUCGAAUACUUCAACAUCUCCCUCCCACCAAAAGAAAUAACCACCGUCCUCAACUCCAUCUUCCGCAACUCCCCAGACCCAAGAACAGCCCACCUCUACAACCAACUCUCCCAAACCCGCCGCCUCCAACCAACCUUCCACGUAACCCUCAUCCACCGCGCCUCAAAGAAAGACAACCCGCAAAUCUGGGACUCGCUCACAGAACGCUACAUCAAAUCCCAGGCAACUUCUACAUCCAACAACCAAAUCCAAAUCCAAACCCCUCCAACCCUGGGCACAGCGCGUGUCCGUCUAGAGCGCCUAGUUUGGGAUAAUCGUCUUAUGGCCUUCGUGGCGCGCAUCUUGCCUGCAGGCGCAGAAGCAGAAUCUGAUACACCCGCCAUGGCGCCUGUUUCUGAUGCGGAUUGGCCUUGUGCGAAUGCCAUUCCGCACGUUACUGUCGGUACGGUUUCGCAGGAUGUUAAGCCCAAGGAGAGUAAUGAUUUGCUGAAACGGUGGGUUGAGGUUGGGUCUGGUGGUGAGAGUGGGAUUUUUGAGGCUGAGAUUCCGGGUGUUAAGAUCGUUGAGGGUGUUGUUGGGUUGGUUAUGAGUAGGGGGAAGCAUUGA